CCGGGAGGCUCGGAGCCGGCGGGGCGGUCGCUGCGGGCAGGGAUGAACGCGGCCGUGGUGCGGCGCACGCAGGAGUCCCUGGGCCGGGUCAUCCGCAAGCCGCCUCUCACCGACCGGUUGCUCGGCAAGCCGCCCUUCCGCUACUUGCACGACGUCAUCGGCGAGGUAAUUAGAGUGACAGGUUUCAUGAAGGGGCUAUACACAGAUUUUGAGAUGAAAUCUGAUAAUGUUAAGGAUAAAGAUGCCAGAAUUGGCUUUCUCCAAAAGGCAAUUGAUGUUGUCAUAAUGGUAACAGGGGAGCCAUUAGCAGUGAAGCCAGUCCGUAUUGUAGCUGGACAUGAACCUGAAAAAACAAAUGAAUUUCUCCAAGCAAUUGGAAAAUGCUGUCUCAAUAAGUUAUCCAGUGAUGAUGCUGUGAAAAGGGUCCUUGCUGGGGAGAAAGCUGAUAUCAAGGGGAAAACUCCAUCUUCUUCUAAAUUUCAGGACAAAGAAAAUAGAGAAUCCAGGGCAGAAGAACAAAAAAGCCAUAAAGAUAAAGAGGGUAGAGGCGACUCUGAAAUAAAAGACAGAAGCACAAGCAGAGACAGAAAACCUAGAGAAGAACUGAAAGAUGGAGAGACCAGACAAAGAGAAAAGGAAAGUGACAAGCAUAAAGAUAAUGACAGACGCACAGGCCUUGAAAGGGACAAUAUUAAGGAGGGUGAAAAACAUGAGAGAGACGCACACAAAAACAGAACAGCUAAACAAGGAAGAGAAACAGAAAAAAGUAGACACAAAGAAAAAGGCAAUACUGAACGAGAGAAAGACCUGGGCCAUGAUAAAGGACGAGAGAGAGACAGAAAAAAUGAAGGGGGAAGAGAAAAGGACAGAGUGAAGGGCAGAGAUAAAGACUGUGAGAAAGGUCUGAAUAGGGAAAAAGACAGGGAAAAACGAGAACGUGGUAAAGAUGGGGAACGUUCAAGAGAACAAGGAAAAGAUAAAGCAGAAAAAAAGUUCACAGAAUCAGAGGAAACUAGAGCAAGGAAGUCUGCUAAAGACACCAAGAAUGAACCAAACAAUGAGAGUGAAAGUCUUGCAAGAUUAUCAAGGCAGCAUUCAACAAAGGGGUCAAGGCACCGGUCCAAACCCGGAGGAGAAGGAAGAAGGGAAGCUAGUAAAAGUGCAGCUAAUAUUUUGGUUGAGAAAACUGCUAGCAUAUUGAGAGCUGAGUCUAUCACUACAGUACAGGAAAGAGGAGUACUGGAAACUAAUAGCACAACAGAUCAUGUUUCAGAUGAAACAGCUUUUAGUGUAUUCCAUGAGAAAGCUGAACCAGGAGCUGCAAUAAAACAGCAAGAAGGGGAAGCUGGGAAUAUUUCUUCUGAAAAGCCAGUGGUAUCUGAGAAUGGUGAAGUGUCUAAUGAUCUGCCACCUCAUGCCACCCAAAGAAGAAUGCCCCGCCCAAGCAGUGCUAGACCAGCUCCACCUAGAAUCAAACGACAAGAAAGUACAGAGAUUUUACUUCCAGAGAGAAGUGGCAGUGGCAAAACAGUCUCAAAUGUGAUCAUAGACAAACAGAAUUCUGAUGAUGACGACGAUCAGUUUGUGGUGGAGGCAACCUCACAGCUACCUGAAAUGCCAGAACUGGAAAUGGAACCAGCAGUGGAGCUAGAUGGAGAAGAGAAGCAUGGUGGGCUUGUAAAACGAAUCUUAGAAACAAAGAAAGAUUAUGAGACGUCCCAAAAAUCACUGAAUUCUUCAGAAAAGGAGAAGCCAUUUCUGUCAGAAGCAGCCAGGAGAAAAGAGAAGGACCUAGUAUCUAAAGAAAUAGAGAAGUUUCGUGGAUCUAUUCAGACCUUGUGUCGGAGUGCACUUCCGCUUGGGAAAAUCAUGGACUACAUUCAGGAGGAUAUGGAUGCCAUGAAGAAUGAGCUGCAAAUGUGGCAGUAUGAGAACAAGCAGCAUGCUGAAGCUCUACAAAAGGAGCAAAACAUCACUGACAGUGCUGUGGAACCCUUAAAAGCAGAACUAGCAGAGCUGGAGCAGCUGAUUAAGGACCAGCAAGACAAGAUUUGUGCUGUAAAGGCUAACAUUUUAAGGAAGGAAGAAAAAAUACAGAAGAUGGUUCUUAGCAUUAACUUAUCGUCAAGAAGGUGAAGAAGAGAAGAAUGAAGCAUUGCCCCGGUUUAUAUUUCUACCAAAUAAAGACAGUAAAGGAAAAAAAUAAAGAUAGUAAGAACAGUGACCUGUACAAUUUCAUAUUCUUACAUUCUACUCACUUGUGAGGUUGGUUUUAUCAGUAAUAAGCUUACAACAACUUGGAUAUUACAGAACUGUCAACAUACCUAUUUUGAAUAUGUCUUUAGACAGAGGCUGCUGUUAUUUGGUUACUUUCUACUUCCAACACAUUUCCUCUCCAUGGCCUCUUUUUAUAAAUAUCUGCAGUUUAUACAUUCAUGUUUCCCCCCUACUGCAUCCAUUUUGGGUGAUUUUGAACAGGAAUGGAAUAUCCUGUUGUGAGAAAUGUUCUUAGCUAUCUUUUUUUGCAGAAAUGUCUGAAAUCCCUACAAAUCAGAUGGGUCUGAAAUACCUUCCACUAUUUACAAGUCCUAAAAAGAAAUCUGUAAAAGAAUGCUUAUUGAUCUAGAGCUAAAGCUUUGUUUAGCUUACAGCUCCUUAUGUUAUCACAAGGGUGAUGUCAUAUUUUCAUAGCUAUCCAGGAAUAUUAUUAGGAACCAUAUAAGAAACCAUACAAGCAUCACCAAGCAAGGGAUCAAAAGUAUUUUAUCUGCACAGGUGUUAAUUCCAUUUUUAUUGCAAAUGUUCAUUUGAAAAGGAUUAAUUUAAGCACCCAUUUCCUCCCAAAUACAUGGUCAUAUAAGUUUUUAUACAUUAAUAAUUCCACUGAUCUUUAGUUAACUACAGAUGUCUGCAGUGCUUUUCUACUGACCUCUCUAGUGCACUGUGUGUAAGGGCCCAGCCCUUCCAAUUCAUAAAUUGGAAAAAAACCCUAUUCAAAUAUUGCAUAAAUCAUUGCAAUAAAGUCAGCAGAAAUAUGGAAAUUUCUAGUGCUGUACAAACUUUUAGGCAUUUUUUCAAGAUUUUUUUUUGUUUACAGUAAUAUCUUAUGUUUCCAUUAUUUAUUGUGUAAAACUACCAAACCAUUUUGCCUUUUUUGUUGAGAGAUCGGCAUUUUGUGGCUUGACUUUUUUUUUGUAUUCACUGCUGCAAAAUGUGAUUUACUAUACACUUUCAAACUAUGGACAUCAGGCUACAGAAAUUUUUAAAAAGCAUUGAGGAUUUAAACAGUUCAUUGCAUUGUUUUUGCUAACUAUGGACUAGAAUGAUGCCUUCAGCUACGGUCUAAAUUGUCCAUAGAACAAUGUUAGUGCGUGAGCACUUUCUAGCUUUAAGUUAUUUCGAUUCUUUACUCAUUUUUCUCUUGAUUGACAGAUUCCUCACUAUAAUGAGACUUUUGAUGUAAUAUCUUAACAUAGUACAGUUGUUUGAAAAGAAUAUUCUCUUUCUAAGGAAUACUACACUAUUACUUUACAUUUUUUUUAGUGACUGGUAUAAACAGGAUAAUCGCAUUAACUAGGAUGCCAUAAUGUUUUUCU
Messenger RNA from Gavialis gangeticus (Gharial), 3596 nucleotides. It is a transcript of the gene IFT54, whose product is annotated as TRAF3 interacting protein 1. Gene Ontology annotation, cellular component: axoneme; intraciliary transport particle B; ciliary basal body. Gene Ontology annotation, molecular function: microtubule binding. Bases 43 to 2136 code for a protein of 697 amino acids. Gene Ontology annotation, biological process: cilium assembly; regulation of microtubule cytoskeleton organization; intraciliary transport. NCBI's taxonomy places the organism in Eukaryota, Metazoa, Chordata, Crocodylia, Gavialidae. The record is from RefSeq and is a predicted model, not a curated record. The transcript is spliced from 16 exons.